Molecule: messenger RNA, 429 nt
Organism: Alternaria alternata
Lineage: Eukaryota; Fungi; Ascomycota; Dothideomycetes; Pleosporales; Pleosporaceae
Exons: 1
Coding region: 1-429 (142 amino acids)
Source: RefSeq, a predicted model, not a curated record
AUGCUACGUCGUCAAUUUCCCUUUCCGACAGAAGCCUCACAUGUCCUGCACUCCAGUACCAUUGGAAAAUCUUUUAACUACAACCACCCCUCGUCACAACCAGCGCGCAUGACAGAUAUUUCAUAUCCCGAGUCUUACCUCCGCACUCCUAUAUAUGCGUUGCCCUUCCUACAUCCGAAAUGGCACGCCAAAACUGAUACAAGAGAGUUUUAUGAGGUUACAAGUCCAAUUUGGGAGGAGCAUGAUGCUGAGGCGGGUUACGUGAACAGUGUGGAGGAGGUCAAGGAGAGUGUAGAGGGUUGUAAUGAUGUUGAAAGUAUCGAGGGAAAGAGUCGGAAGGACGGCUGGAGAAAGACGAAGAGGAGUCUGGAUAGCAUUGAUGGCGCAGAUGAUGACGACAUCAAGAGAAAGAGGUUCAGGGAUGCAUAG